AUUUUCAUCAGUCUCUUCUUGACAUCCGAUACACAGCGAUCGACUCUGUGAUUUUAUUUUUCGCGUGGAAAAAAUCGUCAGUUAAAAUCAGUGCAUCCAUGAGUAACUCGAGUUGUUUGUUUCUGUGAUAGUUUAUAUCUUGUGGUUUAUUCGCUAAGAUUUUCUCAAGGAGUUUGAGAUGUACGAGAAGAUAUACCGGAGAUUCAUACCGAAAUGGAUUCCAUCGCGGAUCAUCAUCUGCAUCAUGAUGUUCACUGCGUGCUGGACUAGCUACAUGUGUCGUCUCCAGAUGAGUAUUUUGGCGGUUCCCAUGAUAAAAACAGCGCAAGAUAAGCAGGAGCUUUCGGGUGCGUGUGUUCGGUCUGCUGAAGAAGCAGCUAGAGUCAAUGCAGAUAAAAACAGAAGAUCUGUUCCAUUCGGGUCAAUUCACGAUCCUGAGGACUUCCACGCCAUUUUUCAGAGGGAUACUAAUGAUACCGGUUUUCCUGGGCUCAAUGGAACAUUCAGGAGUGAUUCAGAAGCCCCUCCGCCUGCUGGUAUGCAUCUGUUCUCGGGUCAUCCCUUCGAGUGGACGCCAUUCAUCCGGGGACAACUGAUAUCGGCAUACAGUUGGGGAAAUGUUCCCGGUAAUUUUAUCGGUGGAGUACUCGCCCAGAAGUACGGCCCAAGGCAGGCAAUCCUCUGGUCAUCCCUUGCGGCAGGUGUCAUAUCCCUGAUCACUCCAAUCCUGGCACACGUAUCCUGGAUGCUCCUGGCAUUCUCCAGAGUGAUCAUUGGUAUCACUGGAGGCAUUACUUUUCCCGCGUGUCACACACUGGUCGCGAAAUGGGCACCACCCGACGAAAAAGGUAGAUUCGUUUGGACACUCCAGGGUGGCACCUUCGGAUCAAUUUUCCUGUUCGGAAUGAUCUCUGGAAUUGCUGAGAACAUUAAUUGGGAGAGCGGGUGGUAUAUCCCCGCCAUCAUGAUGUUCGUUUGGGUCAUCGCCUGGUACCUCUUCGCCUGGGACUCACCAGAGGAACAUCCUGGCAUCUCCGAGGCGGAGAAGAACUACAUCUUAGAGUCUCAAGCAGGAGUCGUUCAAAAGGAGAAGCCCUCCCUCCGGGAAACACCAAUCGUCAAGAUUAUGACGUCGAUUCCUUUUCUGUGUCUCAUCCUCUGUCACUUCGGCAAUCUCUUCCUGCUGUUCUUCUACCAGAAUGGCAUGAUGCUGUACCAGACAAAAGCCCUGGGUUUCAAAUUAACAAAAGGUGGAGUUGUGGCUGGUCUGCCAUGGGCCAGCAGAGUUAUCUUCGCUUUCUUCUUUGGAUGGGCUGGAGAUGUCGUUAAAAGAAAGCAGUGGAUGUCCAUAACUCUCUUGAGAAAAACAGCAACUAUAUUCUCUCAUUUACUGCCAGGACUUUGUCUGAUUGUCGUUGGUUAUCUCGGCUGCUCCUUCUUCUGGGCCAAUGUUUUCCUGGUGCUCGCUCUGGGCUUCAAUGGCGCAGCCUCAAUCUCCAAUUUAUCAAACAAUCAGGAUCUAUCGCCGAAUUUCGCUGGCUUCCUCUACGGAAUAAUGAAUUCCAUCGGAUGCCUAUCAGGAAUUAUUAUCUCACCGGUUGUUGAAGAAGUUGCUGGCAAAUAUGGGAAUCCAAUCGAAAAAUGGAGACUUCUCUUCUGGAUGGGAGCGUCUGUUUGCAUCUCCUGCAUGGCGAUAUUCAUCGUCGGUGGCAGUGGAAAAGUCCAGAGUUGGAACGAAUUGAAACCGAGAGAGGAAGAAGCAGGUGGAAGUCGCAAAUAAUCAAAAAUCUCUGGACAACGAUUACGAUACAAUUUUGAUGAAUGAAUUUUCUAAGAGCAUUUCCUGUACUAUUUCCACUGAAAAAAAAAUGAUCUCCACAAUAUCAUUCAGGAAGCGUUGAAUUAUAUCCAACGAGCUUUACAUAACGAAAAGUACAAAUGUACAAUUAUGGUGCAAUACUUGAGACGAGUGCGUGCAUGAAGGACAAAUGCUCACUCAUAUCCUCCGAACUUUUCUCCAAUUAAAUUAUUUAUUGAAGCUGACAGAAUAAAAUUGGUUGGGAUUUAUUUAA
Messenger RNA from Fopius arisanus, 2072 nucleotides. Its product is annotated as putative inorganic phosphate cotransporter. The transcript is spliced from 6 exons. Gene Ontology annotation, molecular function: transmembrane transporter activity. The record is from RefSeq and is a predicted model, not a curated record. Gene Ontology annotation, biological process: transmembrane transport; monoatomic anion transport. NCBI's taxonomy places the organism in Eukaryota, Metazoa, Arthropoda, Insecta, Hymenoptera, Braconidae. Bases 179 to 1780 code for a protein of 533 amino acids. Gene Ontology annotation, cellular component: membrane.